UUUUUGUAAUCAAGCAAACACGCCGUAAGUUACAUUGCCCCUCACGCGGUUACUUCUCCGUCUCUCGAUCUCUCUAAGAUUUCCGGAUUUCCAGAAAGACGUAAAUUCGUCCUUUCCCUCGUCCUCCAACGUCACAGAUACCUCUCAGGUUAUUAGUAUAGAAGCUGCAUUCAAUCCAUAAUAUCAUGGAGGCCUCUGAAAAUGAUAAUGCUGCCCCUUUUGCCAAAUGGAGAAGCGAUUUUUCAAGGCUGUUUCAGCACUAUUUGGAUAAGUCUACUCCUCAUCCACUGCAGAGGUGGCUAGGGACAUUGGCAGUGGCCAUGAUAUAUGUUUUGCGAGUUUACUAUGUUCAAGGCUUUUAUGUUGUGUCAUAUGGUCUGGGAAUCUAUGUGUUGAAUCUCUUGAUUGGGUUUCUUUCACCGAGAGUUGAUCCAGAGCUAGAAGCCUUGGAUGGUGCUUCAUUGCCAACCAGAGGUUCUGAUGACUUCAAGCCUUUCAUCCGCCGCCUUCCUGAAUUUAAGUUCUGGUACUCCAUCACAAAGGCUUUUAUUAUUGCAUUUAGCAUGACCUUCUUCUCUGUGUUUGAUGUACCUGUUUUCUGGCCAAUAUUGUUAUUUUACUGGGUUGUUCUGUUUGUCCUCACAAUGAAACGCCAAAUUCUACACAUGAUUAAAUACAAGUAUGUUCCCAUCGAUAUCGGGAAAAAGAGGUAUGGUGGUAAGAAGUCAUCUGCAAGUAGUAGCGACUAAAAGCUACAAAGUUGCUGACAGUGGUAACUGGAUACUACUAUUCAGUACUUGGAUUUGAAUCAUAAUUUGGAAUUUGAAGUCUCUGAUGAUUGCAAGCUUAAGGUUUAUUGAUUCCAUACAAACAUGUCCUUUUGUGCCAACACUUACAGUGAUUUGAUUUGAGCAACUUUUGAUUUGAUUUGAGAACCUUUUCCAAUAGAGAAAUGUUAUCAACUUUUGAAAUGCACUACUUUUGUAUAGUUAGGCAAAAAUGACUUGGGUAAAUGCUUUUGUUUCUUGUGUACAUAUACGCGUGACUUCCUAUUUUAGUUUGGUGCUACAAUAUCUUGAUUUUUCUUUGC
This is a messenger RNA of Tripterygium wilfordii, 1090 nucleotides long. Its product is annotated as protein RER1B-like. The record is from RefSeq and is a predicted model, not a curated record. The transcript has 4 exons. Gene Ontology annotation, biological process: protein retention in ER lumen; retrograde vesicle-mediated transport, Golgi to endoplasmic reticulum. Bases 186 to 749 code for a protein of 187 amino acids. Gene Ontology annotation, cellular component: Golgi membrane. NCBI's taxonomy places the organism in Eukaryota, Viridiplantae, Streptophyta, Magnoliopsida, Celastrales, Celastraceae.